AUGGUUGUUGAACUAGGCAGUGAACCGGGGAAGAUGCAAAAUCAACCAACAGAGAAAGAAGAAGACGAUGAAGGCCCACCACCGGGGUGGCAACCAAUCCCCACUCACCCACCUCCACAGCCACCGCAAUCGCAACCGCCAUUGCCACGUCCAUGUUGGGGUCAGAUGGUUUGCGGUUCUUGUCAUCGCCUGCUUUCAUAUCCACGUGGUGCCAAAUAUGUUAAAUGUUCAUGCUGUCAGACUGUCAACAUUGUAUUAGAAGGUUGUUUAUCUCUCAUUUGCAUUCCUACCAUCUCACUGGAGCGUACCUCUGCUCCAAGUCUCAAUUUUGAAUUUCAUGUUGGAUUAUGGAUUUGA
Messenger RNA from Sphenostylis stenocarpa, 357 nucleotides. The record is from the annotation of a GenBank genome assembly. NCBI's taxonomy places the organism in Eukaryota, Viridiplantae, Streptophyta, Magnoliopsida, Fabales, Fabaceae.